Molecule: messenger RNA, 1083 nt
Organism: Pochonia chlamydosporia 170
Lineage: Eukaryota; Fungi; Ascomycota; Sordariomycetes; Hypocreales; Clavicipitaceae
Product: outer membrane autotransporter barrel protein
Exons: 1
Coding region: 1-1083 (360 amino acids)
Source: RefSeq, a predicted model, not a curated record
AUGGCCGCCCACACUCUGUAUAAUGCUUUUACGAUACAAGCGACAAUUCCAUUCGACUUUUCCAAGACUAAUGCGGCGGUCCCAUUCACAAACGACGUCAGCACUGCUGUCAAGAUCAAGAGUGACAGCGGUGUGAUGUCCAGGACAUACCAUCCCAUUAUUGAUACAGGAAGCUGCGGAUUUGUGAUCUCGGCGGCUGAUCUUCCCGAUUGGACAAAAGCGGAAGCAUCUAAACAUCCAAAGGGAUGGGAAUUCCUUUCCAGCAGCAAGAUUCUCUACACGGGGCACUGGAUUCCUAAGGAUGUGUACUUCACGAAUGCCAAUGUCGAAAUUAAGGCGCGGAUUCCAAUUCUUGCAGUAGAAACGAGAACCCAUUGCCCGGAUUACAACAGGACCGCCGACAAUGGCGUGUGUCCGACACCAGAUGGUGGAACGAAAAUGCCUACUGGUAUUAGAGUCAUGGGCGUUGGUUUUGGCAGAGAACACGAUGGCAUGCCCCAAGGCACACCCGAUAAGAAUGCGUUCAUCAACAUCCAAACCAUCAAUGGCGUCAAAGUGUCUGGCAACCCCAAGUUCCGGAGCGGUUUCGUCCUCACCAAGGACGGCGUGACUAUUGGACUCACGGCCGCGAAUACAGCCGGCAUGGAUCUCACCAAGCUUUCUCUGCAAGCGAAGCAUGCUGAUGCGAGAGACUGGUCACAAGUGGAAGGGUGCAUGGCUAUCGAUGGAUCUAAAUGUAUUCCGGGACCGGCACUCAUUGACACAGGCGUAUCUCAGAUGUACAUGACGCUUCCGUUGGGCACCAAAGUGAGACGCACGAAUCCACCGGUGGUAGAUGAUGGAGCAGCGGUUAGUGUACAAGUUGGACCAGCAGGAAACGGCCGAUAUAUAGCAAGUGAGAAGUUCACAGUCGGAGAUACAAAGCGAAUUGAGGAGGAUAUUGCUCCGUCAAGCGUGAGGUUGACAUUGGCUGACCCGGCGAAGAAUCCGCCGCAUGUCAAUACGGGGAGACACUUUCUGAGGAAAUGGGAGGUUGGGUUUGAUAGCGAUGGAGGUUAUUUUGGGUUGAGGAGGGUGAAAUGA